AUGCUCAAGAAGGUGCUGCGCAGCCACCCGCGCCGCGCCGCGCUGCUGCACCGUGCCGCAGCGCUCGAGGAGCCGCUCGAGGAGCCUUCGGAGUCUUCGGAUGCGGAGCUGCAGGAGGUUCAUGCCUGCCUGGAGGAAUUUCAGCAUGCAGAAAGAGAUGUCAUUGACAUCCUGAAGCACCUGGGGUUCGCGUCUGUCUCAGAUUCAAUGUCAAAGUUGUCUGGCGGCUGGCGCAUGAAGGUGGAGCUGGCCAAGGCGCUUUGGCUGAGACCGAAGCUUCUGCUGCUGGACGAGCCCACGAAUCAUUUGGAUUUCCAAGCGAGCGAGUGGCUGACGCAGCAGCUCCUGGCAUAUCCCCACUCCGUGGUGGUAGUGUCGCACGACGCGACCUUCCUGCACGAGCUUUGCAAGGAGAUCCUGUGGAUGACCGAGCAGAGGCUGGAAACGCUGCCCAACGUGUCGCCGGAGGAGCUGCUGCGGAUGCAGCGCCGGAAGCCCCUGAGAUUUGACUUCCCGGCCAGCGAGGACCCGCUGCUGCACGGCAUCUCCAUGCAUGGUGUGGAGUUCUCCUAUGGCUCCGCAGCCUUCCGGGCCUCGGGGGUGCGCCUGAGCGGCCGGAGCCGAGCGGUGGUGCUGGGCCGCAACGGGGGCGGCAAGACGACCUUCCUGGAGCUCCUGUCAGGGAUCCUGCACCCUAGCAAGGGCUCGGUGGACUCUACCCCGGGCUUGAAGGUGGGCUAUUACUCCCAACUUACUGAGGAGCUGGACAACCUUAGCAUCAGUGCCGCGGAGUAUCUGCUGCAACAGUGCAGCGAGGAGCUCCGGUCGCACGUGGGCUCCCGCCACAGCGGGCGCCAACGGAAGACGGCCAAGACGGCCAAGGAGCCCAAGCAAGCCAGCGCCGCAGCCAACCGACUGCUGGAAGUGGCACGGGGGGUCCUGAGCAAUUUCGGCUUUGAGGGGGAGUUGGCCAAUGUGCCGGUGGAACGAUUGAGUGGAGGCCAGAAGGCGUGCUUGAAGUUUGCGGUGCUUUCACUUCGACCAGUGCACAUCCUGCUGCUGGACGAGCCGACGAACCACCUGGACGCGGAGGGCUGCAGGGCUCUAGCAGAAGCACUUGGCCGCUUUCAAGGUGGAGUCGUGGCUGUGACGCACGACGAGUUGCUCAUCUAUCGGCUUAUCACAUGCAAUUGGAACACCAGCGAGCUCUUCCUAUGCCACGCUGGGUGCCUCUGGAAGCAGAACUUCAACGCCCACACCUUGAAGACCAUCCAGGAGGAGCUGCGUCGUGUGGAGCAGACAACGCCGACAGCCCCCGAGCCAAAGCCGGAGCUGAAGCCGCAGCUGAAGCCGAAGUCGGGCGACGUGAAGGUGCCGCCCUGGCUGGUGUGGCGGAAGGACAAAGCCCGGCCUCAGAGCUCAGAGCCAGCCGCAGAGCCAGUGGCCACAGAGCCAGUGGCCGCAGAGCCAGUGGCCGCAGAGCCAGUGACCGCAGAGCCAGCCGACGGGACACUUCAAGGUCAAGCAGAAUUUGCGGAGUGUGCAGACCAGACCAUCCAAGAGAUGGGCCGAGCCCAGCCGGAGCAGGCCAUUGAGGUCUUGGCAGCUCCCGCUCCAGUGGAAGUUUCAGCUCCCGAGAGCUGGGAAGAUUUGGAAAGCAACGCCAGCACGGAAGCCCCGGAGGACAUUGGACCGCCUACGGCGAGCCGCUUGCGGAAGGACCUGGUGAACUUGAACAAGGCCGCAGCAAAGUGGGCCGACCUGGAGCGGCAGGGGCACCUGUCGCAGGCCGAGCUGCUCGAGCGCAUCAGGAGCUCCAAGGCGGCAGCGCAGCUCAAGCAGCGCCAGGACUUCGAUGAGGGCCGCUUCGUGGACGGAGUGCUCCGCAGGUGCCGCAAGUGA
Effrenium voratum is the source of this 1902-nucleotide messenger RNA. Lineage: Eukaryota; Dinophyceae; Suessiales; Symbiodiniaceae. The record is from the annotation of a GenBank genome assembly.